This is a messenger RNA of Tetrahymena thermophila SB210, 3132 nucleotides long. RefSeq lists its product as hypothetical. The transcript has 3 exons. NCBI's taxonomy places the organism in Eukaryota, Ciliophora, Oligohymenophorea, Hymenostomatida, Tetrahymenidae. The record is from RefSeq and is a predicted model, not a curated record.
AUUCACAUAAAUCAAAAAUUAAUACUUAAAAAUACAAAGAAAACAAAAGCAAUAGAUAAAUAAUUUAUUAUUCUGACAGAAAAAAUAGAAAUAAAAGAAAAAAAAUUAAAACAGAGUUCUAUGCCCCCUCAAAAAAAAAAAGGAGCCAAAAUAUAGAUUAAGAAUCAGUAGAAGCUAGCUAAAGCUGAAGAAUAGAUAUAGUCUUCCAGCUAUCAAACUUAGAAGGAAGAUAUUGAAAACACUGGCUAGGAGUAAAUAAAGUAUGACAACCCUAUAGAAGAUGAUAUUUAGAAUAAUGUAGUCCCUAUGUCUUCCCCUUAGAAAACUUAGAUUCAGCAAGAAACUAAUAAUAAUAUUAAAGGAAGAAAAAGACAAGCACCAAAACUCACUUAGCAAGAAACUCUCAUAGAAGAAGCACCCCUUCGCUAAUAACCUGCUCGUACUAGACGCUAGUUGGCCAGCUAAAGUAAUUUUACUUAAGGUUCCAAAAAAAUAGAUAGGAAAAUUGAUGAUCAAAAUGAAAACCUUAAAGGUUAAAUCUCUUAACAAAAUGUAAGAGGUUCUAAGAAAAAAGAAAAUUCUGAUCAAAAAGGUAAAAAGAACUAGUAAAAGAUAGUAAUUGAAAGUUAAGAAGAUGAUAUUGAAGACGAUAUAAUAGAAGAAGGCUAAAUAAAGCCAGAAGAUCUGCCUUUGAGAUAAGCUAAAAAAGGAUCACAAUAAGAACCUUCUUUAUAAGCAUAGGGAAAGCAAUAAAAUAAUCGUAGUUCACAAAAUCUAAACUCUAAUAACUAAUAGUAACAGAAUUAAGCAAAAAAAGCUUAAUAAUAAAAUCAACAGCCUGUAUAAACUUAAUUGUCAAACAAUAACAAAUCUCCUACACCCUAAAACAAACUAGGUGUAUCUUAAAAUGAGAUAAAACCUGCAGAUGCCCUACAAAAAAAUAAUACUACUCAAGCAGCAGCAAUAUCUCUUGAAAAUUCUAACUAAAAUAGUGGUGAUAAACCUAAUAGUGGAGAAAAAAAGAAAUUGACUCUUAGAGAAAUGGAAGGCCUGAGUAAAUUAUUAAGCAUCCAAGUUGAUGGAUUAAAAAUGAAAGAACAACAAAUGUAGAGUAUGUUGUAGAAUUAAAAUAUCAGUAGCAACCCAAUAAUUAAUAACAACAUGGGAAAUAGUAAUUAUAGAUCUAAUCAAAGUAAUUUGUAAGUGUAGAAUACUUAAGCAACAUAGUUGAAUGGUCCAAACCCUAACUACAGUAUUCAAAAUCUAUUAAAUGGAAAUUUGACAAGAAAAAUGGUUAAGCCAAAUAAUCAUUUCGUUUAGAAGUAAGCUAUUAUAUACAAAAAUUUAAAUAAUCUAAGAAGCUAAUUAAAUGAUAACCACAUUGUGAUAGAUGAUGAUUAUAUAGACGAUAUUGAAAAUUAAACAUUUGAUAUAGAGAGUAAGGAUGUAGAUAUCGAAAAUUUAAAUGUAAUUACUACUAACCCAAGUUAUGCAAUUCAGUAAAAAGUCUAAAAUAGAAAUUAAGUAGAUUAGAGGACUCCUCUCAGAUCAAUUACUCCAUAAAGUAAAACUUCAUUCAACUAAUAAGCUAUGAAUAAUAAUAUGAAUCAGAGACCUCAAUACAUUCAAUAGCAUUAAAAUACUUAUGGAUAUUAAUAAAAUAAUAUCCACUAAAGAAAAAGUGUUACUCCUACAGGAAAAAUGGGGAUUCCUUAAUCUAACUAGCAAAAUUUAGGAAAAGUAACACCAAUAGGAUUAAAAGGAGGCAAGAUAACACCUAUUAUUUAAAAAUAAUAAAAUCAACCAACCCAUCAGCAUUUAGCCCAACAAUCAGUAUUAAAUAAUAACUUGAAUGGAGGAAAAAGAACACCAAUUACAUAUGGUAAUUAAUAGCAAAACCAUUAGUAAUCAACUCUAAUAGAAAUCGAUAAUGAAAUUUAAUCAAGAUUAGAAAUGAUUAGAUAAAAUAUAGGUCCUCUUCUGGCUUGCUUAAACUCUGACAUCAUGGGAGGAAACAACUAAUAAUAGUAGUAGCAAUAAUAACAAUAGUAAUAAUAAUAAGUACCUUAAUAAUAAAUAAAUUAGGAAAGUUCUUAUAUAAACAGAAGGAUAUACUAAGAUAUGAGAGAAAGGAGAAUUAAUUAAUUUGAUAAUUAGUAAUUAUCAAAAUAAGUUUAAAUGCAGCCUUAAUUAUAAUAAUAAUAAUAGGUGAGAGGAAGAAGCUUAACUCCAACUAUUUAAACAAAUAGAAGACAUUUUGAUAUAGACAAUAAUAAAAUAAACAAUAAUAAUAGUAAUGGUUUUGCCCAUAAUAAUGGAUAAAUUUUACCUAGGAAAGUUGUUACACCCAUUAGAGGAAUAUAAUAGCAAUAAUAGCAAAUAUAAAAUUAAGAUCAUUAAUAAAUACCUAUAGGUAGAAAUUAUGAUGCCAGAGCUGGAGAUUGGCUAUGUGGUAAUUGUAAAAACUUUAAUUUUGCAUAUAGAAAUAUUUGUAAUAGAUGUGGAUAGGUUUAAGAUGAAAAAAUUGAUAUGGUCCAUCCAUAAAUCACACCAGAAGCUCUUGAUUUAAUUCAUGAACUUAAUCACCAAGGGAAGAAAAAAACUCCAAUUCGUACAGUUGAUGAUGUGAAGAGAACGUUUUAAGAUUUCAGCUAGAACAAAGAAAAUUUAAAAAAUAUUUCAAAUACCAGCACACAAAAUUAAUAAUACUAAUAGUAAAAAAUAUAAAAUAAAAGUCCCUACUCAGUAAUAUAGUAAGAUAAUAAAUUAUAGAUGAACUCAAGAAACAACUAGCGUUUGACUUACAAGUAACUUGAAGAGUAUGAAAAUUAACUAGCAAACUCAAAAUAAAACUAAGAAAGCAAAUUAAUUACAAAUGAAUCUUAGAAUAAAAAUAUUAAUAAAGAAAACUAAACCAAAAAUGAUGUCAUUGGAAAUUAGAUUAUCUUUAUUGAUAAUUCUAGUGCACAACCUCUUUCUGAAAAUGAGAAAGAAGGCAAAAACCCAAAUGCAGACCAAAAAGAAAUUAAAAGUAAUACUGUUAAUCAAAAUAGCAAAUAAAAUAAAGAAUAAACUUAAUUAAAUAAUAACUAAAGAAAGAGAGUUGUCGACCCUCGAAUUUAAAUGCGAUGA